Molecule: messenger RNA, 1577 nt
Organism: Cuscuta epithymum
Lineage: Eukaryota; Viridiplantae; Streptophyta; Magnoliopsida; Solanales; Convolvulaceae
Source: the annotation of a GenBank genome assembly
GCAAUUUGAUAAUAUUCUACAGGAAAAAGAUGAAGGGACCCCUCAAGGAAUCUAUGAGGAAGUGCCUCAUGAAAUUAGCAGCUCCAUUGUUGUUCCAACUGCAAGUAAGCGAAAGCAAAAGGAGAAAGAGCUUGUUAAAAACAAGUUGAGUAAGAAAGCUAAAUGCCCCGCUCCAAUAUAUGAGAAGGAUGAUAAAAUGAAGUUGAAUGAGAAAGAGGGCGGUUCAAAGAUGAUUGAUAAACAAAUGAAGCACUUUACCUCAACUUCGGUGCAGCCUGAGAAUAAGACUCUUAAUGGCGCGGUUCCAAUGACUCCUCGGCAACUUGUGUUCCCCCCGGUACCUGAAUUUUCAAUGAAUUUUAUGACACAUAAUCAAGGGGUGCCAAUUGUACCUGGAUAUGUUCAAUUCCCUUCGUAUGUUCAACUUCCUCCUGGAUAUGGCCAAUCUUCUUCUUAUGCUCAACUGCCACAUUCAGUAGCUGCACCAAAACCUACUCAGAGUUUAUAUGGUGGGCUUUGGAAUAAUUUGGUCCAUCCAACUGAUUAUGGGAGUUAAAAUGGUAAGUUUGGCUGAAAACAGUGUGCAUUCAGUGAAUUGGUGUUUAUUUGUAGAUUUUGAACACAAGUAGGAGUCCAAUAAGAGUUUAGCAUUUUAUUAUCCCAUUCAAACUAUGUUUAUGGGUAACUUGCUUUUAAUUAUAAUCAACUGGUAUUAAACAAGUUUGUUAGCAGUUGUGUUUGUAACAGUUAGUUUUAUUAGUGUAGUCCAUAAAGGGAAAAAAAUAGUGUAGUCCAUAAAGGGAAACAAACGAUUCAAUGAGAUUUUAGUUACUCCGUAUUUGUUACUCCUCAUAAAAUUUUCAUCAGAAUGGGGUAGAUGAGGAGAAAGAAUGAAGGGAAAAAUUAGAGCAUUGUGUUAAACACCAUUUAUGGUUCUGGACAGGAGAGAGUCCUACAUUACCGCAUUGUGUAUAGCUGAAAACAGCUUUCGAAUCCUACGUUUUUUUCUAAAUUUAUCUAUAUUGCACAUUUCCAUUAUAACUAUGUCGAAAACAGGUUGUGAUGGCAGAAUAUGUUGCAAUAUAUGUGGAGUGAUUUUAGUAUCUAUGUGUGGCGAACAAUAGGGCGCUUUUAUGUAGCUUAUUUUCAGUUACUUUAGUAUGAGAUUCAGUCAAAAAGUGGGGUUCUAUGGCAAUCUAUCGUUAAAGAAUAGUAUGUCUAUUUCUUCCAAUAAAAAGUUAUACCUGUAUUGCCAAUGUUAGUUAAUGUUGUUAUUUGUAUAUAAUGUUUCAGGUGAUAGUGAGCGGAAGGUAAUAGUGAGCGGAAUGUGGAACUGUUGGAAGACAGUACAAAAAUAGUUCUUGGGGUUUCUUUUCCUUUGAAUCUAGAUUGUCAAAGAUGUACAAAAUUUUCCAUUAUUUUGAUGCAUAUACAACAAAAGUUGUAUAAGAUUUUGAACAAGUGGAAUUGGAGUUUGACUAGAUGGAUUUGUUUUUUUUUUUUUUACAAUUGGUGGAUUUGGAAUUUAACGCUACAAUCAAUAAAAGAGAGUUGUGUACAUUUUCCCUUUUUCUCAA